UGAUCUUCAUCGUCAAUGUCAUGCCAAUCAGGAGUCGCCCUUGCCAAGGCUGACGUCGACAGGAAGCCGAUUCCCCAAUUUUGCUUAGGAUCCCAGUCUCUCGUCGCAUUCGGAUAGCAAAGAGCCCGAAGCGAACGAGGAAAUUCCGCCGUCUACAGUCGCCGUGAUUCCAGCGUGGUCCGGAGACAUGGAUGCUUUCUGUUCUAUGCUUCUUGGUCUACGAUAAUAUCAAAUCAACCCUGGACAAAGUCGUUCAACAUGGCCGCUUCUCAAACCGAUGAUGCGGAGGGAAAUCUCCUGCGGCCGCGACCCAUGAGAGCGCUGCCUGAAGCCUUGCGCGCUGCCGGUAAUCAUGGCAUCAAUGGUUUUGCUGAGGCAUCCUCAAGUAUUUCGAGUGGACGCUCAACCCCGGUUCCUCAGGAUGCGCCCCCUUCUGUCCAGUCCAUCUCCUCCGCGCGGAAACAGGCUCGAGCCCAAGCGAAACAUCGACUUUACCAUACCAUUGUGUACAAGAACCGAGUGUCUCAUUUCGAUCCGCGGAGUGACUAUCGAGACUUCCGAGGCUUCUUCGUCCUCUUCUGGAUCAGCUUGACCAUCAUGGUUCUCACAACAGGUUUGAGGAACAUCAAAGAAACGGGCCAUCCUCUUCGAGUGCAAGUCUAUGCAUUGCUGUCCAGAAACGUGGUGUCUCUGGCAUUGAGUGACGCCGCGAUGGUAGGCAGCACGGCUUUAAGUCUGGUCAUUCAAAAGUGGGUUCGAGGCCAAACCGGGAUCCUGCGAUGGAAAAAGGCAGGAAUUUGGAUCCAAAGCAUAUACCAGGCUCUCUGGUUGACGCUGUGGGUUGAAUGGCCUUUCCUGCUGGGCUGGACCUGGACUGCGCAGGUUUUCUUCGCUCUUCACACCCUGACCUUCCUCAUGAAAAUGCAUUCCUACGCCUUUUACAACGGACACCUGAGUGAAACGGAGCGCCGCCUGCACGAGUUGGACAAGCCAGAGACGGCCGACCGUGCAAAAGCGGUGAUUUAUCCCAGCUCACCAUCGCGCUUGACGGAACAACACCCCGACGACGUAAGCGAAAAGAGCACCGAGUCACUCGAAGAGCUCUCCCAGUUACGACAAGAUUUGGCCACCGAAUUAACCUCUCCGCUUGGUCAGGUCACAUAUCCCCAGAACCUGACUCUGUACAACUACGCCGACUACAUCCUUUGCCCCACACUCUGCUACGAGCUCGAAUACCCGCGGACACCCCACAUUCGGUGGCUCGAGCUGUCACAGAAGACACUGGCCGUGUUCGGGUGCAUCUUCCUCAUGAUCACGGUGAGCGAGGAAUUCAUCACGCCCGUACUCGCCGAUUCGGCCAUCCGUCUGCGCAGCGUGAGCACCUUCUCGGACAGAGCCCUCAUCCUGGCCGAGACCACCAGCAUGAUGCUCUUCCCCUUCAUGAUCACAUUCCUGCUCGUCUUCCUAGUCAUUUGGGAGUACAUCCUCGGCGCGUUCGCCGAGAUCACCUGCUUCGCCGACCGGCAUUUUUACUCGGAUUGGUGGAACAGCAGCGAUUGGCUCGAGUUCUCGCGCGAGUGGAAUAUCCCUGUCUACCACUUCCUUCGGCGGCAUGUGUUUUUCUCGUCAAAGGCAUACCUUUCCACGCCCAUCGCCAUGACCAUUACAUUUUUGAUCAGUGCGUUGGGCCAUGAGUUGAUCAUGGGCUGCAUCACAAAGAAGCUGAGAGGUUACGGGUUUAUCGCUAUGAUGUUGCAAUUGCCGAUCGUCGCCAUCCAGAGGAGCCCCCUGAUUCGUGGCCGGUGGGUUUUCAACAAUUCAGCAUUCUGGUUCAGCAUGAUUCUGGGGUUGAGCGGCAUGUGCAGCUUGUAUGUUUUGGUCUGAAGCAGCAACCAAGGGUUGGCCCUGUGGCAUCAUGGUGUUAUAAGGCCACAGAAGACCGUGACGACCGAUGUAUGGAAUUGACAUGCAACCACCGUCUUCACGAACGUGAACAAAGGCAUUUCAGGGUAUUUUCAGCAAUGGACACGAGCUUAUUACUCCUGCGUUGGUCGAUACUUGGAACCAGGGAAGCUCAUUUACGAAUGAUGGUUCUAAUCAGGUUUCGAGACGCUGACGACACGAUCUAUCUAACACGGAUAUUUGGGCUGGCGAGUUGGCGGUGGAACCGAGAUUGGAGAGGUUUCUCGUGUAAUGUCAUAUAGACUAUCUAGAAAUGUACAAUACGGAGUCCGAUAUAAUAGCAUCCAAUCUUAUAGAGCCAGUGCCACAGCACCCGAGAUGGACGGAAAUCGC
Molecule: messenger RNA, 2295 nt
Organism: Exophiala xenobiotica
Lineage: Eukaryota; Fungi; Ascomycota; Eurotiomycetes; Chaetothyriales; Herpotrichiellaceae
Exons: 2
Coding region: 259-1884 (541 amino acids)
Biological process (GO): ergosterol metabolic process
Cellular component (GO): endoplasmic reticulum membrane
Molecular function (GO): ergosterol O-acyltransferase activity
Source: RefSeq, a predicted model, not a curated record